AUGCUGGCGCUCUUUCCGAGACAUUUUAUACCCAAGUCAAGUGAAGGCAACCGAACGCUAAGUUUACAAAAUCUGCAAAAAAAGGCGAAUCAAGUCCAUUUUUUUCCGAUGGACCGUGGCGCCAAACGUCCUAGAUAUAGUCCGGAAAUUGAGGAAACUCGUGCUAACAAUGAGAAUUCCAAAAAGGAUGAUUCAAAAAAUGCAGAUAAGCCUACAAACAUAUUUGGUAGAACUGGUGGUGCAUAUAUUCCUCCUGCUCGGCUUCGCCAAAUGCAAGCUCAAAUCACCGAUAAAUCGUCUGAAGCUUAUCAGCGAAUUGCAUGGGAAGCACUGAAAAAGUCUAUUCAUGGUUUCAUCAAUAAAGUGAAUGUCUCCAACUUAUCGGAAGUUGUUAAACAACUCCUUAUGGAAAAUAUUGUCAGAGGUAGAGGUUUAUUUGCCAAGUCUCUUUUGACUGCACAGUCUGCAUCACCCACCUUCACCCAUGUUUUCUCUGCCCUUGUUGCUGUUGUAAACUCAAAGUUCCCCAAGGUUGGUGAAUUGGUUCUUAAAAGAUUAAUCAAUGAGUUUCGUAAAGCAUUUCGACGUAAUCAAAAAGAUCGUUGUUUAUCAACUGCACGUUUCUUAGCUCAUCUAGUUAAUCAAAAAGUUGUUCAUGAAUUAAUAAUCUUGGAAUUGCUCACCUUGUUACUUGAACAAACCACUGAUGACAGUGUAGAAGUGGCAGUAUCUGUACUGAAAGAAUGUGGUGCUAUGCUUUCACGUCUUGUACCAAAAGGUGUACACGGGAUAUUUGAACAUCUUCGACGUAUCUUAAACGAAGGUCAAUGUGAUAAACGUAUUUCUUAUAUGUUAGAAGUUAUGUUCCAGAUCCGUCGAGAUGGAUGGAAAGAUCAUCCUAUUGUCUUACCUGAACUUGAUCUAAUUCAAGAAAGUGAUCAAAUCACUCAUACAACUUCACUUCUUGAUCAAGUUGAUCCAGAGGAGUAUUUGAAUGUGUUCAAAUUUGAUCCAGAAUUCUUAGCCAAUGAAACAAAAUAUGCUGAAAUUAAGGCGGCUCUAUUCGAAUCGAAUGAAAACUCUGAAGGUGAAUCAGAUGAUGAUGAUGAAAAUGAUGAUUCAGGAGGAUCAGAUGAUGAUGAUGAUGAUGGAGAUGAAGAACAUCAGCAUGGAGUUGCUGCAACAGCAGAGAAUCAACAAACAAUAAUUGAUCAAACUGAAACAAACCUAGUUCAUCUACGUCGUACUAUCUAUCUUAUGUUACAAAGCAGUCUAAGUGCAGAUGAAGCUGGGCAUCGUUUAUUACAAUUAAAAAUUAAACCGGGAGAGGAAUAUGAAGUGGCAUCUAUGGUGUUGGAUUGUUGUGCUCAAACUCGUAGUUAUGAAAGCAGAUAUGGUCGAUUAGCUCAGAGGCUUUGUCGAGUUGUUUUUGCAUCGAGUGCACCGUCUAAUACUGGGAGUACUAGCGUUUCUGUCAGCUCUGAUUUAGGUCCUGGCAGUAGAUAUAGAAGUGGUAAAGAAGUUACUAAACCUACUACUAAAGAAGAAGUUUCAACACCUGUUGUAGAAGAAUCAGGUCCACCUCGUAGUUAUGUUGCUCAAUUUGAAAAAAUUUUCGCUGAACAAUAUGCAAUUAUUCAUAGAUUAGAGACUGCAAAAUUACGUAAUGUUGCAUUCUUAUUUGCUCAUCUAUUAUACUCAGAUUCUAUAUCAUGGGGUGUAUUUGAAUGUGUUCGCUUAAAUGAACGUGAUACUACUUCCUCUGGACGGAUAUUUUUAAAGCAUCUUUUCCUUGAACUCUGCUCUUUCAUGGGUUUAUCAAAAUUGCAGGCAAGACUUCGAGAUGAAACAUUACAAUCAUUUUUUACUGGUCUCUUACCUCGUGAUAAUCCUAAAGAUACACGAUUUGCAAUCAAUUUCUUAACAACAAUUGGUUUAGGUGGGUUAACAUUAGAUCUUCGUGAACAUUUACAAGCAUCACGUGAUACAGCAUUAGCAAAAAAAGACUCUGAAUUGAAUAAUAAAUUAUCAUCAUCUGUAUUGGGAGAUUUAUCCAUUUCUUCAUCGUCUUCUUCUGAUUCAUCCUCUGAUAAUGAAUUGAAAUCGAGUGAUUCAGAUGAGCAUGAGAAACACCGUAAGAAGAAGGAGAAGAGGAAGAAGAAGGAGAGUGGUCAUUCUAAAAGUAGUCAGCAUAAAUCAUCUAAAACGUUUCAUCAUAAUCAUCAAGAUAAUAAAUCACACAAACAUGCUUCAUUAAAACAUUCUAAAGUGUUAUCGGAUAAGACUGUUAAAGUUUCUGAUUCCAGGCAUUAUUCACAGAAAGAUGAUAAAAAGUCACGUUUAAAACGCGUCCUGUUGAUACUCCAUUCUUUAAUGAAACACCUAAUUCACCUGCUUCUUCACAUCAUAUAA
This is a messenger RNA of Heterobilharzia americana, 2412 nucleotides long. The record is from the annotation of a GenBank genome assembly. NCBI's taxonomy places the organism in Eukaryota, Metazoa, Platyhelminthes, Trematoda, Strigeidida, Schistosomatidae.